This is a messenger RNA of Suricata suricatta (meerkat), 2521 nucleotides long. It is a transcript of the gene BDKRB2, whose product is annotated as bradykinin receptor B2. The transcript has 3 exons. Gene Ontology annotation, biological process: G protein-coupled receptor signaling pathway; neutrophil chemotaxis; immune response. The coding region runs from base 377 to 1555 and encodes 392 amino acids. Gene Ontology annotation, molecular function: bradykinin receptor activity. Gene Ontology annotation, cellular component: membrane. The record is from RefSeq and is a predicted model, not a curated record. Lineage: Eukaryota; Metazoa; Chordata; Mammalia; Carnivora; Herpestidae.
GGCUGCUCCCUGGCUCCUCUUGCAAAUUCCAAAUCUUGACCUCCGCUCCUUUUAGGUAAACUGAGUUCAGGUAAACCUUUUCCAGAUGUUAAUUAAGUAUCUUCUGCUUCAUUUCCUGCUUCCUAACCGAGUCUCUUCUUUCCCAAAUGCAUUCACAUUUCCUGAACUGUCUGCUGCCUCACCUCCACUCCCCACAACUGGAUCAGGAGAGCUGGCUUCUGGAAGCUCUUGGCGCCCGCUGAGGAGUGACUGAACCCUGGGGGGCAGACCCAUGGCUACGUGCGCGGGCACACAGGCACCCAGGUUUUCACAGCCUUCCCCGACAGGAGCUAGAGGGCAGCCCAGGAGCCUCACGGACGUCUCCCUCUGAGGCCAAAUGUUCUCUGCCUGGAAGAGUCCAAUGUUCCGGUCUUUUUAUGAGGACCCCGUGCCCACCACAGCCUCUUUUGGCUCAGAAAUGCUCAACAUCACCUCGCAGGCCCUCGCGCCCUCUCUCAACGGGACGCUGUCCCAGAGCUGCAUGGACACCGAGUGGAGGAGCUGGCUCAACGCCUUCCAGGCUCCCUUCCUCUGGGUCCUGUUCACGCUGGCGGCCCUCGAGAACAUCUUCGUCCUCAGCGUCUUCUGCCUGCACAAGAGCAGCUGCACGGUGGCUGAGAUCUACCUGGGCAACCUGGCCGUGGCCGACCUGAUCCUGGCCUGCGGGCUGCCCUUCUGGGCCAUCACCAUCGCCCACAACUUCGACUGGCUCUUCGGGGAGGUCCUCUGCCGCGUGGUGAACACCAUGCUCUACAUGAACCUCUAUAGCAGCAUCUGCUUCCUGAUGCUGGUGAGCAUUGACCGCUACCUGGCCCUGGUGAAAACCAUGUCCAUGGGCCGGAUGCGCGGGGUGCGCUGGGCCAAACUCUACAGCCUGGUGAUCUGGGGGUGCACGCUGCUCCUGAGCUCGCCCAUGCUGGCCUUCCGGACCAUGAAGGACUACAGGGCCGAGGGCUACAACGUCACGGCCUGCAUCAUCAUCUACCCGUCCCGCACCUGGGAGCUCUUCACCAACACGCUCUUGAACUCCGUGGGCUUCCUGUUGCCGCUGGUGGUCAUCACCUUCUGCACCGUGCAGAUCAUGAAGGUGCUGCGCAACAACGAGAUGCAGAAGUUCAAGGAGAUCCAGACGGAGAGGAAGGCCACCGUGCUGGUGCUGGUUGUGCUGCUGCUCUUCGUGGCCUGCUGGCUGCCCUUCCAGAUCAGCACCUUCCUGGACACGCUGCUGUGCCUCAACGUCCUGUCGGGCUGCUGGGCUGAGCACCUGGUGGACAUCUUCACGCAGAUCGCCUCCUACCUGGCCUACAGCAACAGCUGCCUCAACCCGCUCGUCUACGUGAUCGUGGGCAAGCGCUUCCGCAAGAAGUCGCGGGAGGUGUUCCGGGGGCUGUGCCAGAAAGGGGGCUGCGUGUCGGAGUCCAACAAGACGGAGAACUCCAUGGGCACGCUACGGACCUCCAUCUCGGUGGACCGCCAUAUUCACAGACUGCCGGAGUGGGUGGGGAACAGUCAGUGAGGGCCGCCCCGAGGACUACGGGUGUGAGGACGCGGUUGCAGCCGCCCCUUCAGGAUGUGCCCGAGCGGGAACGGAAGGCACGCUGUGCGUGCGACCUUGGGCAGUACAUCCACGUGUCCGGUAACACACGGGCGCUUCAUUCCUGCCCUGCCCAAGAUGGCAGCGGGCGAGGCCAUGACAAUGGGGUGACCUUGUGCACAGCCAAGGGCACUGUAAACCCAACAGUAUUAUUGUUCCCAUUUGCUGCCACCUGUGGGCCAGCCUGCUUCUUCCCAGGAGUGGGGGGGGGGGGUGGCCUGGGGACAGGGAUGGGAAUGCCCGAGCUUCCCUCCCACGUGGUGCCCCACCCUGCCCCAGAGGGCCGUCUCAGCUCCCCGGGAGCACUGCCCCCCCAGCUUUGAGGCCACGGCUGGGUGCACAGGGGGGGCCUGGCUGGAGUUUUGCCUUCUGUCCCUUAAAUCCACCCAGCUGGGACUCCCUGGGAACCCGCAGACUGGGAUUCCAUCACCUCCCCUCCCCAUGGACAGGAAAAGUCUGUGCCAAACAAGAACUCAGUAAGCACUUAUUUAGCACUUGCUGUAUAUGCAAGUACUGAGCACGGCCCGGCAAGAAGGAAGAAAAAGAAAGAAUAAUCUCCGUCCCAGAGGCACUAACAAACUCGAACAGGGAUGACUGAGUUCUUCCACCCCCCCACCCCCCCAGAAGGCUGUUCGGCGUCGUGGUGGAGCGAGGCACGCUGGCUGGCUCAGAGGAGAGGGGUGAGGAGCCUGAUGCCCCGGCUCAGCUGAUAAUUAGUGGCAUGUCACUUACCCCUGCCUGCUUCGUCCUCCGAGACACCAGCUUGUUGGGGGAGGACUGAAAGACGUAAGGGGCAAGGAAGGACUUUGGAAAAAGGAAAGGUGCUAUAUAAACGUGAGGCUUUUUUAAGCGCACAGAAUGGAAAUAAAUUUAUUAUUAAAAAACAGA